AUGGCCACUUCUCCUACACUCCAAAGGUGAGCACCACAAAAGGAGUUGAACAGGGCUUUAUCUCAGUCGCCGAAUGGUGGGCAAGCUGACACUGCGUUGAUCAAUGCCAUCAUAGUCUCGACGCCCGUGUGUGCAACUUGACCGACAAAAUCAAGGUGCCAGACUAUGAGUCUCGCGCCCCCUUGUCCAUGACGGCUGGCCAGCUUUCCCGCAUUGAAGAGUUUCUGUUGGGAGAGGUUACGGAGUCGGAGUUCGCAGCAGUUGAGGGCAUCGCACCAAUCGUCGUCACGAUCAUCAAAAUCAAGGCUCAUCUCCGACGUCUAUUGCUUUUUGUCGGUCACGCACACGAGAAUGGAGACUCCAACGACGCAGACGAGGAUGGAGAUUCCGACGACGGCUAUGCAUCUCUUUGGAACCAACUGAAUCUGGACAUGGUCCAUCUGAACGACAAAGACCGUGCCUUCAUUCAAGAAUUUGAAAGGCCAUGGACCGGGAUCAGCCAAUGCCACCGCUUCGAGCAUUGGUCGCGCAAGAUCCUUCGCGGAGUGCAAGAGAAACAAAGGUCAAUCGCUGGCGAUGCAAGGAUCCGCGACGAAAGUGUGCGAUCCUUCCUUCUUUCGACCGCUUUUGAAGAUGAAAUGUCGGUCCGUCAUCACAUACAAGUGAACACAGAGCGAAGAGCCGAAUUGCAACACUAUCUUGAGGAGCACUUCGUUCAGCUCGCUGAGCCCUGUGUCCAGGCGAUGGAAGAGCUGGUCGAUUCUUUUCACGUCCUCGAUUCGGACAGCGAGGAGGAGCUUUGGCGUAUUGGCGGCAAUGUGCUUGAUGCUCGACUGAGGUUUGGGGAUAGAAUGUGGUCGACGUAA
This is a messenger RNA of Ceraceosorus bombacis, 866 nucleotides long. The record is from the annotation of a GenBank genome assembly. NCBI's taxonomy places the organism in Eukaryota, Fungi, Basidiomycota, Exobasidiomycetes, Ceraceosorales, Ceraceosoraceae.